AUGUUCACCGUCGAACAACAACAACAGCAAAUGUUCGCCACCGUCGCCAUGCCAUGCCCAUCGGCCCCAACCUACCUUCAAGCCAGCUUUGCUGCCCAACAACAGCUGGCUAACUUCUUGGCUUACCAACAAGCCAUAAACGCCCAUAUGCUGGCUACGAUGCAGCAACCAGCUUAUGGAAUGCCGCCCCUUGUUGCUCCGCAACUUAUGCAUCCCAGCCAAGCACAUUGGGGUCAAGCUGCUGUGCCCGACUGUUACACGACUCAAUGGAGUCUACAAGUAACCCAAAAUGAAGUUCUUCAAUGUGAACAGCCCCAAAUUGCCCCACCCUCAGUUCUGUGGACCCCGACGCCCAGCCCGGACAACGAGUUCAAAAACUUUUCGAAGCCGAAAAAAUUGAUUUCUCAACCCAAGCUCCGCGCAGCACCGGCUAAAAGAAGAAACGAAAAAAAAAUAGAACUUGAUGAUGAAGCCAUGGACCAUGUAGUUGAUCUGAUGGAUAGGUUGUUGGACGAUGGUGAAACACCGGCCAAAGUAUCCGGAUCAGCUGAGAAGUUCACGUAUCGUGAACAAAAAAACCAUCUCUUCUUCGAUCGUCACCAUAAGACGAUGAAGUCGACAACGCGAAAAAUGGAAAUACCAUUAUUAAAUGGUACAACCUUCAACACUAUGCCCAAAGCAGCGAUAUGGCCCAUGUAUGCCGUGAUGCCAGUAGAAAGCGACGCCCAAGAUUUGAACGAGAAGAUCAAUAAAAAAGCAAUCAAGAUGGAACGAUACUUCAGAAAUUAUAAAACGACAAUGUGCAACAAGGUGCAAAAAGGAGAGAAGUGCCUUCAUGAAGGCACUUGUUGCUUUGCCCAUAAUGAAGAAGAAAUAAGGGAUGCAGUAGAAAAUGUAAGUUGGAGUAUGAAAAGCAAAAACAGAAAAUUGUAA
Messenger RNA from Bursaphelenchus okinawaensis, 933 nucleotides. The record is from the annotation of a GenBank genome assembly. Lineage: Eukaryota; Metazoa; Nematoda; Chromadorea; Rhabditida; Aphelenchoididae.